Messenger RNA from Auxenochlorella protothecoides, 1383 nucleotides. RefSeq lists its product as hypothetical. The coding region runs from base 1 to 1383 and encodes 460 amino acids. The record is from RefSeq and is a predicted model, not a curated record. Lineage: Eukaryota; Viridiplantae; Chlorophyta; Trebouxiophyceae; Chlorellales; Chlorellaceae. The transcript has 4 exons.
AUGGUGCUUCAAGCACGCUCCAGUGACACUGGAGCCCACAACAACGACGGCAGUGCCCGAUUGGAGGCAAUGCGCCACCUGAUCGACUCGAAGGAUGAAGAGAUCGAGUGUCUGAGACAGCGACUCGCGGCCGUGCUCGGUGGAGGCAGCCGGCUGGCAGACCCCUCCAUGCGCGUGAAUGGGGGUGGUGAGGUCGCUUGUCCCCGAACCAGGUGCAGUGAUCCGGAGGCCGAGAAGCUGCGGACUCAGGCCAAGGCCAGGGCACAGGAGGUCCAGACCCUGACAGCACAGCUGGCAGACGUGGACGGCUGGACCCUGUCGGCCCAUGCCAAGGCCCGGGACGCCAUCAUCGCCGACCUGACCUCCCAGCUCCAGGCGGCCAGGGCGGAGGUGGAAUUGCGGGUGCCCGGCGCCGAGCACGCGGCCGUGGUCGAGGAACUGGAAAGCACAAAACGCGGCCUGGCGGCCGCGCAGCGUGCCGCAGAGGCGCGGGAGGCCGCCGUGUCCCUGGCGCAGGCCGGUACCGCCGAGCUGGAACGACGCCUGGCCAGCCGGGAGGCAGCAAGGGAGAAGCUGGCCGCCCUGCAGGCGUCCCUGGACGAGAGCCGCGAGAAGGCGGCGGGGCUGUCAUCCCAGCUGGCGACGGCACACGCCAGCCUGGCAGACGUGCGCGGCACGCUGCAGAGGAAGGAGGGCGUAAUGCAGCGGCAGGCCGCCCGGGCCAGGGAGAUGGAGGCCGAGCUGGCCGCCCUGCGUAAGACCCUGAUGCAGCAGCAGCUGAGCUUGGCAGCCAGGGCGGGGCUGGAAAGGGGGGCAGGCGCUGUCGGCCAUGGCCCGGCAAAGGGGCCCGAAGCCUCGUCCCGGGCGUCGCUGCCGAGCCCCGGCGCGGACGCCGCGGCCAUCGCGACCUUGCGCCGCGAGAAGGCUUCCCUAGAGAGGGCGGCGAGCGCGGCGGAGGGCCGGGCAGCAGAGGUCGAGGCAGAGUGCACGCGCCUGACCACCCUCCUCGAGCAGCUGCGUGGCAACGAUGUCAUGGCGGCGCUGAGGGGGACGCGGGCGCAGCUGCGCCAGUGCACCGCACAACUGGGCCGGGAGACCGCGGCGCGGUCACAGGCAGAGACAGCCGCCAGUGCUGCGUGCGCAGACUUGCGCCAGGCUCUGGAAGACAAGGAGGGCAUGGAGCGGUUGCUCCGGGAGGCUUCACUGUACCAUGAAAGGUUUGUGGUGUUGUCAUGUCUGUCCCAGCGUCUGGCGCAGUCAGAGCAGGCUCUGGCCAGUAUGCACGCGGAGAAUGCGAAGCUCCAGGGGUGCAAGCAGGGCCUGGCUGCUGCCGAAGCUGCUGCCGAGGACGCAGCUCGACACGCCGCUGAGCUGUCCUUGUGA